AUGUGCUCUCGCAUCGGCGGCCGGAGAGCGCAUGGGAGGCAAGCGCGGUAUGUUCCCAAGCCCGAACUCCGAUUCGGUCCUGUCACCGCAAAUGCAAUUGUGCCGUAUGCACCUACCUUGCGAUAGGCUGGUACGUCCCUUCUUCACGCCGAUACGUGCAUCGGGCUCGGGCUCGGCCUCGGGCACGGCUCGCCCCCGACCAUGCUUCCGCCAGGCGAUGCGGGCAUGGUUAGAAUACACAGCAUCUCUCAGACACCUCUUCCUUCACUCCCCCGCGGCUCGGGCGCCUAAAGAAAAAGAGAAAGAUCGCCGGCCAGCGACAUGCCGGCUACGGGGAGCGAGCAACAGAUCCCGACGCCCCAACUGCAGGAUCCUGGAGACGAUCGCAACCUGGUCAGCAUUCUCCGGCGCAGGGUCGCCGCCCGAGAGCCAUUCGCGGCCGACAGCUUCAUCCAGGAGGCGGACGUCUACUUGGCUGCCCCCGCGGAGCUCGUCCGCGACCAUGCUCCGGGCAUGGACCUCGGCGAGGGGAAAGAGACGGCGUGGUACUUCUUCAGCCCCGCCAAUUACCACGAGACCCCGGGUGCACGGAGACGAAAGCGCAAGGUCGGCGGCGCUGACGCCGGUGAGACGUGCUGCUGGCACCCGGAGGCGGGAAAGGUGCCCAUUCUAGGCCCGGGUAAGAAGCCCGUUGGGGCGUACAAGCGCAAGCUCUCCUAUGUGCUCAAGGUCAAGAACCCGCCUGGUUCCGCAAAGCCGUAUCGAAACAAAAGCCUUGGUUGGAUCAUGGUCGAGAUUGGGCUUGAGCAGCAGCAGGCCGACCAGCAGCUAGUGCUCUGCAAGCUGUACAAGUCUCGCAGUCGCAGGGAUGCUGAAAUUUCUAUUUCCACCGGAGCCUGCCGCGUGGACGCCUACGACGAGAAGCCAUGUCCCGCGCCGCCGCCACCUGCUGCUGCUGCUCCGUCGUGUGAUAGCCAGGUAACGGAACGUAAGACGACGACAUCAGGCUACAAUAUUCACUCGCCGAGAGUCGCCCAGAAGCCUCCACUCUCCAUCCCCCUCGCCUUCAAGCAUGGCACUCGGUCUAGGCCGAUGGGAGGGAGCAGGAGUGGUGUGGCAAUUGAGAAGAAGGCGUCGCCGGCGGUGGCGGUGACCGUCGUGAUGAAAUUCGGUGGGUCAUUGACGCAGUCGGCCCAUCGGAUGAAGGAGAUGGCCAAGCUCGUCCGCAGCUUCCCGGACGGAGGCGGCGAGUCUCCGGUGGUUGUUCUGUCCGCCAUGGGGAACACCACCACCAACCUUCUCCUGGCCGCUGGGAAAGCGCUGAGCUGCCGGCCCCAAGAGGCGAGCGAAAUCCACGAGCUCGCCAUCACAAAGGAGCUGCAUUUCAGGAUGGUUGAUGAUCUUGGACUGCAUAGGUCGAUUGCUUCAGCAUGUUCAUUGGAUGAGCUGGAAAACGUUUUUAUGGCUAUUGUUGUGAUGAAAGAGCUGACUUCUAAGACACGAGAUUACCUUGUUUCCUUCGGUGAACACAUGUCCACAAGAAUACUUUCUGCAUAUCUAAAUAAACUUGGGGAAGGGGCACGACAGGAAUGGGAAUCGAUUGCCGUUGAUACUUGUGGAAGGGGUGGUAGCGACUUGACUAUGACUACCAUUGGCAGAGAUAGGAGAUCAAGAGAAAUCCAGGUUUGGAAGGAUGUAGACGGUGUGUUGACGUGUGAUCCCAAUGUUUGUGCAAAUGCGAUACCACUGCCCUACUUGACUUUUGAUGAGGCAGCUGAACUUGGGUUGUUUGAUGGACAGUCAAUGCAACUAGCUAUGGAAGGUGGCGUACCAGUUAUAGUUAAGAACUUGUGCAACCUUCAAGCACCUGGCACCAUGAUUACUAAAACAAGAGAUAUGAGCAAGAGUAUAUUAACCAGCAUUAUGUUGAAACCAAAUGUUACCAUGAUGGAGAUAGAGAAUACAAGUAUGCUCGGCCAGUAUGCUUUUGUAGCAAAGGCCUUCUCAAUGUUUGAAGAUUUGGGCAUCUCUGUCGAUUGUGUAGCCAUUAGUGAAGGCACGAUGUCGUUUGCACUAGUUCCAUCAAAACUGUUAAAAGGAGAAUUGAUUCAGCUGGAGGUUGAUAAUGUAGUUGGAGAGUUUCAAAAGAUUGCAGCUGUUGGUCUACUACAAGGCAGAUCAGUUCUCUCUCUGGUAGGGAACACACAGAUGUCGCAACUCAUUCUUGAAAAGGCAUUAAAUGUUCUAGGCAGCAUUGAAGUUAAGUUCUAUACAAUCUCGCCAGUGUUGUCCAAGGUGAUGAAACUUUCCUUGGUGGUCGAUGAGAGCGAGGCAAAACAUUGCGUGCAAGCCCUCCAUUCAGCAUUCUUUGAGAGCGAGUACCCAAUUCCAGUCAACUCAUCCACGACAGCAGCUAGCUCCAGCGUCGACAAAAAGGAGGAUGACAACCACCCAGAAGUUCCACCUCCACUCGAUGCGUGUCAGGGAAGGAAGAACAUUGACCGCAACAGUGUUGUGGAGGACACUGAGCUCAUGACUUUCCCUGACAAUUAUCCGAUGCCCGUCGGAGGCGACAAUGUCGGGAACCCGACAGAGUUCUACUACAGCAGCGGAUAUCCAGCCGGGUGGGAUGCCGGAGUACCUGGAGUUCAGUCCCAGCAGCAGGUACUCGCUAAGGAGGUGGGGGGUGGCACUGAACCUCUCAAUGUUCUGGACGAGACCAAGCGCAUUCACCAGACAAUGAUGGACAUGAAGGACAUCGAGCACAUGAUGGUCUUUGACGGCGAGGAUGCGGUGCAUGUCAAUGGCAAGGAUCCGGCGUCCGGGUACUUGGGAGUCGACAACAGUGGAUAUUCAGCUGGGUUGGAUGGCGGAGAACAUCAAGUUGAGGAUUUGAUCCACAAACCAAUGUUUGUCGGAGUCGAGGACGGCGGAUGUUCGACUAGGUUGGAUGGAGGAGAACUUCAAGUUGAGGACUACAUGAUCGACAUCCCGACGCUCGUCGGAGUCAACGACGGCGGAUGUUCGGCUGGGUUGGAUGGCCGAGAACUUCAAGUUGAGGACUAUGUGAUCGAAACCCCGAUGCUCGUCGGAGUCAAUGACGGCGGAUGUUCGGCUGGGUUGGAUGGCAGAGAACUUGAAGUUGAGGACUACCUGAUCGACAUCCCAACGUUUGUCGGCGUCGACCACGGCAGAUGUUUGGCUGGGUUGGAUGGCGGAAUCUGUCAAGUUGAUGACUACCUGAUCGACAUCCCGAUGACCGUCGGAGUUGACGCUGGCGGGGAUGGGUACUUUGACGGUGGACUUGAAGUUGAAGCCGUGCAGCACGAACUCACUGGCGCAGCGAAGAGCGGUAGUAGACAUCGUAUCAACUGAAGCACAUCUUAAGAAAUGGGUCGCUAGUGCUUGAGCUUUCAUUCUAGACUAGAGGUGGGCCGUUUGUGCGCCUCCUGCUCCAUAAAGCAAAUGGCACUCGCAGUCAAGGUUUUGAAUUUCGAAAACAAAUCAAUUUCGGACCUCAUCAAAAUAUGCGAAA
Triticum aestivum (bread wheat) is the source of this 3535-nucleotide messenger RNA. RefSeq lists its product as uncharacterized. Lineage: Eukaryota; Viridiplantae; Streptophyta; Magnoliopsida; Poales; Poaceae. Gene Ontology annotation, biological process: L-homoserine biosynthetic process; regulation of DNA-templated transcription. Bases 322 to 3375 code for a protein of 1017 amino acids. Gene Ontology annotation, cellular component: chloroplast stroma; cytosol. Gene Ontology annotation, molecular function: DNA binding; aspartate kinase activity. The record is from RefSeq and is a predicted model, not a curated record. The transcript is spliced from 12 exons.